CAAAAGAUUCAAGCAUCACGCUACAGGAAGUCGUAUUUAAAUUAAUCUGAGCUCUGAAUUCUAUUAAAUAAGUGAUGAAACUUUAAAUAUAAAUGUAAUAUAAUGAAAAGAUCUCGUACCAAAGCUAUUUAUCAUAUUCGAAAAUAAAGUGCCUUGAAUUUUAUUUCAAAACGUAAACCACAACAAUACUUAUGUGGGAUAAAUAUAUUAUAAACACUCAAACAUGUAUUCUUUGCAUUUUAUAUUUUUAAUAAGUACGUUGCUAUUACGACCUGCUCAAGCUGAAGUUGGUGACACCGAUCUGAAUGAUUUAUCAGAGCAACAAAACUCCGUACAAAUAAACAAAUGUUGCGAAGAUAAUGAAAUAAUGAUUGAUUCUGUAUGUCGAUUGGCUGAACUAUAUAAUGAAAGUCUUUGGCAACCAUUAUUUAAGACUGAGGAUGGCAAAGAUGUAAAACUCAAGUAUUUUAGAUUUAUAAAUGGAGUACCAAACUGUGCAACAACCCAACAAAGGCCUAUAUUUGAUCUGGGGAAGUCUGAGGAUAAGUUAAACCUUUUAUCUGAUGGUCGUUUAAUGCAUUUGAUACAUCACCAAACAAAUGUUCAAACAAUAAGAGAUGAUCCGCUCCUCGCAAAUUCGUUAAACUAUCAUGAUAUAAUUUCAAUAUCUGAAGUUAAAGAGCCAUCUUCAUAUAUUCAUGUUCAGAAUAAAUAUUGCAUGGAUAAGAUCAUAAUAACAAGCACUAACUCCACCGGCCAGUAUGCGCUAGUUUGUGUACCAGAAGUGAUAAUCAAUUGGAAGGACACAGGGUUUUUAAUGAAAAAAAUAUUAAAUCCCAUAUUUCAUGCAAUUGCAAUGAUAUUAUUUUUAACCGUUGCUAUUAUUUACUUUGUGUUGCCAACCCUGAGAGAUCUCGCUGGGAACAUCAUUACGACGAUAAAUGUAUGUUUGAUCGUGAGUCAAGCUGCAGAUUUAGUAAGGAUAUUUACAGAGCUAAGCAAUCAUGUCAGCUUUAUGAUAACUGAUAUCAUUUUGUAUGUCAGUUUACUUGGUGCCUUUUUCUGGUUGAACAGUUUCGGAUUCUACAUAUGGAAAACAUUCAAAUCAAGAAAUGUAUUUUUACGAGUGACAGAUGUUCGCAAAUACUGCUAUUACUCGAGUGUGGUCUGGUCGAGUGUAACUUUAAUGGCGGCUAUGGCUAUAUGUGCUCAUUUUUUAUUAGACACUGGUACAAAUCCAUACAGAAAAAUGAGAACACAAUUUUCAUCGUCCAUUCUUGUUGAUGAUGUUGAACAAGAGACUAUCGGCUGGCUCGGAAUUGCAAUAUUUUUCACACCAGUUGCAUUCACUAUUAUUUUUAAUCUGUUCUUCUAUAUAACAACGUUAAAAGUAAUAAAAAGAAUAAAUAUCUAUGGACGCAUCCAUUAUAAAUUAAAGGGAUGUUUCGACUUAUUCCUCCAGCUAUUUCUCAUAAUGACUAUGUCAUGGCUAUUCCUGAUGCUGUCUUGGCUGAACUUUGACGGAUUGCUAUACGCGUACAUAGUGGUGAAUUUAUUGCAGGCGAUAUUAAUAUUUUAUGUGUGUGUUGUAAGGCAGAACCACGUCACAUUUUUAUUAAGAAAAAGCUGUUGCUAUGCGCAGCCUGUGCCCACCGGAGAGUGGGGUGAUGAAAUGACGCAUAUGAACGGUGGGAAUUACUAACAACAACAUACCGACAAUAUAAUUAAUUGUUAGAAUUUAUACAUAUACAUAUGAUGAUUACACUCGUAGGAUAGAGCAAUAUUAUAUUUGCACACAAAGAAUUUACGUAUAAGUAGAAGUGGGAUUUCUCGUGAUUUCAUGUGCUUUUGAACAAACUUUAAUCGAAAUUUGUGCCUUAUAUCGUGAAUAGUAUUCUAUGAAGCAAUACCUUUCAAUUUAUCACUUAGCAGAGGUAGCUCUUUAGUUUUAAGAUAAUGACUAUGCAGUAGAUAUUUUUUAUUAUAGAUUUUAUAUCGAUUUAUUUUUGAUUGAAACACCUAUACUGUGGAUAGGAAAUGUGUAUGGCCUUAAAAUAAGUUUUUGAAUCGAUUUAAAUAUUAUUCAUUCAAGAUAAAAUUCAUACAUUGCAUUUAUGUACAAAUGAAAUUGUGAUAAUUUAACGUAGUGCUCAUUGGAGAUACUUAAAUUUAAUUUUAUUCGACCUAUCAAUUAUUUUCUAUUACUAACAUCAUGAAAAUACUAACAAUUUGAAAAAAUUAAGACAUUACUGUAAUUAUCAAAUAUGAUUGAAAAAAAUUACAUAGUCAAGGCCUAUAUAUACCUUAUGCUAUGCAUUUUUUUAUUGAUUGAUUGUAAUAUACACUCUUUUCCCUUAUGACUGAAUUAUCUUAGUAUAUUUUUUUUGUGUUGUGACAUUUUUACAAUUUUUCGACUCUUUACGUCAAAAUCCGUCCUCAAUAUUUUUUUAUUAAUUAUACUUUCUAUUUUUAUAUUGCUCUCUAUUGCUAAUGAAUGUGUACUAAUAAAUCACUCAAUUAUGUAUUCUGUACACAUAAUAUACUUUUGGCUUUGUUUUGUCAGAACUUUAAAACUGAGUGAAGCGAUAAUGAUUUUUCUUUUUUUAUUAACGGUUUGACUUUUUGAUUAUAAUAAUUGUAUUUACUUAUUCAAUUUACACGAGUUUUGUACUGAGCCUAUCAUAUUGGUCACCAAUUAUUGGUGACGUAUAUAUUAUGAAAAUGCACUUGAAAAAUAGAGUAGGUUUUAACCAUACACUGUUAGAUUUUAUGUUAAAUAGUAAGCACUAUGAAACUAACUUAGCAUGUAACAAAAGAUAUUGUCACAUUUUUAGUAUGAAGCUCGUGUAAAUUACACAAUGUGUGUAUAAUCCAAUAAAUUUAUAAGAUUUUA
Zerene cesonia (dogface butterfly) is the source of this 2893-nucleotide messenger RNA. It is a transcript of the gene mthl5, whose product is annotated as probable G-protein coupled receptor Mth-like 5. The transcript has 8 exons. Bases 224 to 1702 code for a protein of 492 amino acids. NCBI's taxonomy places the organism in Eukaryota, Metazoa, Arthropoda, Insecta, Lepidoptera, Pieridae. The record is from RefSeq and is a predicted model, not a curated record.